Cladocopium goreaui is the source of this 327-nucleotide messenger RNA. NCBI's taxonomy places the organism in Eukaryota, Dinophyceae, Suessiales, Symbiodiniaceae. The record is from the annotation of a GenBank genome assembly.
AUGGCAGAGGACUUUUGGAAGGAUUGGCCAAAAAUGAAUCUGAAGGCGACUUCGGCGGAGUACUACUUCGAGUCCUACAACCACUACGGUGUCCACGAGGACAUCUUUCAGGAUGGAGUGACCAUCCCAGCCUUUCAACAAGCGAUCUCCCAGAAUGCCCACAUCUUCCAGGGGAAGGUGGUCUUGGAGGUGUGCUCCGGCCUCGGCCUUUGUUCCCUCUUCGCGGCGAAGGCUGGUGCGCAGAAGGUCAUUGCCAUCGAGGCGCAUAGCGAGCUGGCGGAAGUGAGCAGAGAGAUCGCGAGAAGAAAUGGCUAUGAAGAGGGUUGA